AUGCCUCAAAAGAGAAAAGGCGGAAAUUUAUAUAAAAUCAGUCGCGAAAGCAAGCGUUUACGACAAAUACGAAAAAUUGAGAGUUCGGAGGAAAGAUCUCAACGACUUGAAGCUAAUGCUCAAAGAAAUUAUCAGCAGAGGGUCAAUGAAAAUGAUGACGAAAGGUCUCAACGACUCGAAGCUAAUGCUCAAAGAAAUUAUCAGCAGAGGGUCAAUGAAAAUAAUGACGCAAGGUCUCAACGACUCGAAGCUGAUGCCCAAAGACAUGCUCAGGGAAGGCAACAAGCUAGACAAUUAAAUCAUCAUAUUGCGCUAAUUGCCAAGGACAAUGAAAUAAAUGUGUCAGUUCAUACACUUGGCCAAAUGAAUAUAGAAUGCCAAUUUUGCAAAUCGUUAAAUUUUGAAUGUGAAAAACCUAAAGAUGGGAAAUUUACAUAUUGUUGUCAAAAGGGUAAGCUUACAUUAAAGUCAAUAAAUUGUCCUGAUUUUAUUAAAAAAUUAUACAUGGGAAAUGAUUAUGCAUCGAAAAAUUUCCUUCAUAAUAUUCGUUCAUAUAAUAGCGCUUUAGCUAUGGCUUCUAUGGGUGCCCCGGGCAAUAGAAAUCCAUUGGAUGUUGUGAACAAUGCUCCUUAUUGCUUGAAGAUUCAUGGGCAAUAUCAUCAUUUGACUUCGACAGCAAUGCGCCCAGCAGAUGGGCAAGCCCCGCGCUUUGCGCAGCUUUACUUUUUAGAUAUAGAAGAAGCUAUAAAUCAUAGAAUGAAUAAGAAAGCUAAUCAAGAGUGUGAUUUUGAAAUAAUGAAAAAUUUGUCAAGUUUUAUGGUUGAAUGCAAUGAAUUUGCAAAGACUUUCAAGAUGAUGCGUCAAGUUGAACAAGAUCUUAAUCCGAUAGGCAAUAAAAAUAUAAAUUUAAUGUUGUCCUUUCGAAACGAUUCUCAACAUGAUCAAAGAAGAUAUAAUGCUCCACAAGCUAAUGAAAUAGCUGUGGUCUUUCAGAAUGUAGAUGGUGAGCCUCCAUUUGAAAGAGACAUUCGAAUUUAUAAUAAAAAUUCAAACGAUGUUCAACAAAUAUCAAUUCUGGACAAAAGGUGUGACCCAAUGUGUUAUCCUUCGUUAUAUCCAUAUGGUAACGAUGGAUGGCAUUCAGAAAUGAAAUCUUAUAAUUCUAAAUAUUCAGGAUUUAAAGUUACUCAAAUGGAUUAUUAUGCUCAUCUGCUGGCACCAAGAGCCGAAUUUAGCCAAUUUAAAAGAGCAGGCAAAUUGAGAUGUCAAUUUAUACUUGAUGCCUAUAUGAAAACUGAAGCCAAUAGACUUAAUUAUAUUAAAUUAAAUCAACCUCAAUUAAGAGCAGAACUUUAUUCAGGAUUAAUAGAUCACCUUGAUAAUCGAGCACAAAAUGAGGGAAUUACAGUUGGUGUACCUGUAAUAUUACCAUCUUUUCUGAACAUGUACAAUGCUCUUCCAAAGAGUUCUGAUAAUAUACAGAAACUAAUUAAAAAUGCAAGCACGGGCUCCAAAAUGUCGGAAGACAUGAAUAGAACGAUCCUCAGUUUGAUAAAAAAUAUUAUUUGA
Nylanderia fulva is the source of this 1569-nucleotide messenger RNA. The record is from RefSeq and is a predicted model, not a curated record. NCBI's taxonomy places the organism in Eukaryota, Metazoa, Arthropoda, Insecta, Hymenoptera, Formicidae.